Molecule: messenger RNA, 594 nt
Organism: Piliocolobus tephrosceles (Ugandan red Colobus)
Lineage: Eukaryota; Metazoa; Chordata; Mammalia; Primates; Cercopithecidae
Gene: UTS2
Product: urotensin 2
Exons: 4
Coding region: 63-440 (125 amino acids)
Biological process (GO): blood vessel diameter maintenance; regulation of blood pressure
Cellular component (GO): extracellular region
Molecular function (GO): hormone activity
Source: RefSeq, a predicted model, not a curated record
GAGCGAGUUGAAAGUUCUCUACGACAGAAGCCAAGAAGGAAGACGUCUAUCUUGUAGCAAUCAUGUAUAAGCUGGCCUCCUGCUGUUUGCUUUUCAUAGGAUUCUUCAAUCCUCUCUUAUCUCUUCCUCUCCUUGACUCCGGGGAAGUAUCCCUUCAACUCUCAGCACCUCAUGAAGAUGCGCGGUUAACUCCGGAGGAGCUAGAAAGAGCUUCCCUUCUGCAGAUACUGCCAGAGAUGCUGCUGGGUGCAGAAAGAGGGGACAGUCUCAGGAAAGCAGACUCGAGUACCAACAUUUUUAACCCAAGAGGAAAUUUGAGAAAGUUUCAGGAUUUCUCUGGACAAGAUCCUGACAUUUUACUGAGUCAUCUUUUGGCCAGAAUCAGGAAACCAUAUAAGAAACGUGAGACUCCUGACUGCUUCUGGAAAUACUGUGUCUGAAGUGAAAUGAGCAUCUAUUAGUCAGCUCAGAAACACCCAACUUAGAACACAAAAAAUAAUACAAUGCUUGAUUUGAAAACAGUGUGGAGAAAAACUAGGCACACUACACCCUGUUCAUUAUUACCUGGAAAAUAAAUCCUCUAUGUUUUGCACA